UUGGUAGAGGAGAGGUGAUGAUCUGUAUCGAACCCAUACUGGCUCAUUAGUCGAGCAGAUUCAUACCACCUAUGUUAUAUAGCAAUUUAGUUGGUAGGUGGAGUGUGAACGUGCUGCAACUACGGCCGUCAUCACUCGUCGUCAACAACGGGGCCGAGUAUCGUUUAUUAAUAGGUACACCUAGCUAUCAUAAUUAAUCGUAAACAAAUUUCGAUUAAGAAUCAAAUCCCGCACAACAGGCCCGACGCUGAUCAUAUUAUUAUGCUCGAAAUUUAAUGUGUCCAGCACCAGGUCGCGAUAAUCGUUAUUAUUGUUGCCGUUGUUAUUAUGUGAAAGUGCAUGUCCGCGACCAAUCGUUUUAACAAUGACGAACUCGACUUUGCUACUGCCUCAGUACCACAAGUAUCUCAAUGGCGCACCUGUGCCCUUCAGCAGGCGGACCCGGAGGAACAGCGAACUGUGUCUGGUCGUGCUGGUAUUCAUCUCCCUGACCAUCAUCUGCUUUGGAGCCGUGUUCUAUUUACCUGAGUUUAAGGCGACCUAUGGUGGCACUAUUAACAAUGUUUACAAACACAUACAGAACGCGGGGCCCGAACUGUUGUUGCCAGCUCACGGUAACUCGAGGCACGAUGGAGUACUGGAGGACCCGCACGCAGCUUGGGACAAACAAGCAUUGGAGGCCAAAAUUGAUGAGGACUAUUCGGACAAACGAAAAGUGUUAGAAAGACCAGACACUGGAAAUACUAUAAAACGGCACAUAAAUAACAAUAGUUUCAUCCCUGAAGCCGAACCAAUUGUUGAUCACGUUGAAACUAGUCAAACGUAUGAGAAUUCUGAGUUGAGACAAAGGCGAAACAAAGUUAAAGAAAUGAUGAAACAUGGUUGGGAUAAUUAUGUUAAAUAUGCAUGGGGUAAAAAUGAAUUAAAACCUGUAUCAAAAAGAGAUCAUUCUGGAAGUGUAUUUGGCUCAGCAAGUAUGGGUGCAACUAUUGUUGAUUCAUUGGACACAUUAUUAAUUAUGGGAUUACAUGAUGAGUAUAAACUUGGAAGAGAUUGGGUUGCGAAUAAUUUUACUUUAGAAAAUGUGAAAAUAGAUAUAUCAGUUUUUGAAACAAAUAUUCGUUUUAUUGGUGGUUUUCUUACAUGUUAUGCUAUGACUGGUGAUACUAUAUUCCGCGAUAAAGCUGAAUAUAUUGCAAUGAAAUUAUUACCUGCAUUUCAAACUCCAACUGGAAUCCCAUAUUCAUUAGUCAAUCUAAAAACAGGGAACAGCAAAAAUUAUUUAUGGGCAAGUGGUGGUAGUAGUAUACUAUCAGAAUUUGGUACACUACAUCUAGAAUUUGUAUACUUAUCAGAUAUCACUGGCAAUGACAUUUAUAGACAAAAAGUUGAUCAUAUCAGACAAUUUGUGAGAAGCCUUGAUCGGCCUAAUGGAUUGUAUCCAAAUUUCUUAAAUCCAAUUACUGGAAAAUGGGGACAACGCCAUGUAUCAUUGGGAGGCCUUGGUGAUAGUUUUUAUGAAUAUUUGUUGAAAGCAUAUAUACAAUCUAAUGGUAAAGAUUUAAUAGCACGUGACAUGUUUGAUGAUGCCAUGGCAAGUGUAAUGGAUAACUUAGUACAGACAUCGUCUACAGGACUAACAUAUUUAGCAGAUAUGCGUUUUGAUCGACUUGAACAUAAAAUGGAUCAUUUAUCAUGUUUUGCAGGUGGAAUGUUUGCACUUGCUGGGCAAACUCUAGGCAGUGAUGCGUCUAAGCACUAUACCGAUCUUGGAGCUAGUUUAACAGAAACGUGCCAUGUAGCUUAUGAUAAGACGGCUACUAAAUUAGGGCCUGAAGCUUUUAGAUUUACAGAUAAUUAUGAAGCAGUUGCAGUGCGUGGUACUGAAAAAUACAAUAUUCUACGGCCUGAAACAGUUGAGUCAUAUUUUGUCUUAUGGAGAUUAACACAUGAUAACAAAUAUCGAGAAUGGGGAUGGGAGGCCGUUCAAGCUUUUGAAAAACACUGUAGAGUAUCUGGUGGAUAUAGUGGAAUUAAAGAUGUUUACCAAAUAGAUUCAAGUAAAGAUGAUGUUCAACAGAGUUACUUUUUUGCAGAAACUCUAAAAUAUUUAUACCUAUUAUUCAGUGAAGAUAAUAUAAUUCCAUUGGAUAAAUGGGUCUUCAAUUCAGAAGCUCAUCCACUUCCUGUUAAAGGUCUUAAUCCUCAAUACAGAAUGCAUCAAUGAGUUUUGUAAUUGUUGUGAAUUAUACAUCUGGAAUGCCAAGAACUUUGUUUAUGAAUUUUUAAUAUAUGUUAAACAUAUCAAAAGCCAAAUUAGUUUUUGAAAUUCUUUGACAUAUAUUAGGUAAUUAUGUUUUUUUUUAUUUUUUAUUAAAAUCUAAAAUAUGUGUGAAUAUACAGUAUAUAAACUGCUGUUUACUAGUAUACAGAGUUAUUAAAAGUAUAUAAUAUUUUACCUGUUACCUUGUAAACAAACCAUUAUUUAUGGAGUGCAAGAUUUGAAUAACUUUGUAUAUCUAAUACAUAUUGUUUUAUAGAUUUUGUUUUGUUAAAUCUAAGUAUUUGAAAACUACUCUCAAUGAUUCAUAUAAUUAAUUUUCUGUGAUAAUAAAUUAAUUUUUUUUUUUGUCUAGCUAUAAUUCAAAUUUUAAGCAAGUUUCUUUGUUAUUGUUUGCCAAUCUUUUUUUAACAACUCUUAUAAUUUUUUCUUUAAUAAAUAUUAUUUUUAGUAUUUGUUAUCUUUAAUUUUUUUAAAACAAAUUAUGAUUUCACAGAUCUAAUGUAUAGUAUUAUGUUGUUUGAUCUUAUAUAUUUUGAUAAUUGGCAGCUAUUUAUAUACUUUUAACUCAUUAGAAUUAUGUAAAUUUUAAUAUUUACUAAUGCUAUAAAAGUAUUGCUAAAAUUUAAAUUAAUGAAAAAUUAUUUUAACAGGAUUUUAAUCUUAAGUUUUAGAACUAAUCAUAAAUACUCUAUAGGUAUAUUUAUAAAAUAAACUUAUUACUGGGGUUUGGGACGUUUUGUGCUAAAAACGUUUAAAACAUAAAUAGAAUUAAAACUAUCCAAACACUUUUUUUUUAUAUUUAUGAACAAAAAAUGUAUGAUUAAAUAAAAUUGAAAUAUUUAUUAAUUAAUAAUUAUAUUUAGAGAUUUGUUGCAUUUAAUAAUGUAUAAAUUUGUCAAAUCUGACUUUUGUGAAAUAUAUGCUAAGUCAAUUUUUAAUGUACCUUUACACCACAUACCAUACAUAUAAAUCAAUUAAAAAAAUAUUCAAGCCUGAACCCUAAUUAUGACCUACUUUUAUUAAAUAUAACUUGUAGAUAAAUAAUAAUUAUAAUAAUAAUACAUUUUUAUACUUUUAAAAGAAUGAUCUGAUUUAAUUUACUUUAUCUUGUUAAACAAGCUCCAAGAAUGUAUAUAUAAUCGAUGUUUUAAUAUUUAUUAGGUUUAAGUUAGUGGUGGUUUUAAUUAUUAAAUUCAAAAAAAAAAUUUUUUUUUUUUUUAUGUUUGAAGGUAGUAAAGUAAUUUUCCUGCACUUAAUUUGUGAGCAAAAUGUUUUCUAUAAUAUUUAUAAUACACAUAGUCUUAAUGUCUAAUGUAAUUUAUGUAAUUUAUAAAUGUAAAUUUUAUACCAUAAAAUACACUUAUAUUAUACAAUAGUUAAUAACAUACAGAGAACUCUAUCUGCUAGUCCUAAUUCAUAUACCUGUAACUUACAUUAAUAUGUUAUAAUCAAAUUUAUAUUUUUCAAACAAUAAAAAAUAACUAUAAUAUAUUAAUUUUAAAUUUACAAUCAGUUUUUUUGUCUUUUUUGUUCACAUUUACAUCAUAAUUGUAUUUUCCCCCAAGUGAAGACAAUUAAUUAAAUUGUUUUAUUGAUUCAAGCUAUAUCAAUAAAAUAUGAAAUAAUUUUGUUAAAUGUAACAGUUUUUAUUGUAUAUGAUUAAUUGCAUUUGAGAAUUAAAUGUUUAUUAUAUAGUUAAUUAUACAAUAUUUAUGUCAAAAAUAUUUGAUAUGUAUACUACUUUUUUUUUAGUAUUUAAACACUUCAUAACUUAUAUUGUCUGUGUUUCAAUAAGUUAAUUUAUUAUUUUCAUAAAAUUCAAUGAUAUACCAUUAUUUUCUACAACUUUUACCACUUAUUGUUUAAUUGAUACAGUUUUGUAAAUUAUGUAAUAUAUAUAUAGACAUUAAAUUAUCACAUUAAUAAAAUAUUAAUAUUACACAGGAUGAUAUAUUUUUAUGUGGUAGUUAUUAAGUGUUCUCAUCACAAGUCAUAAACAUAUAAAAAAAUCAUGCUUUAUGGCUUAUAACAGUAGCAAAGCUUCACAUGAAACAAUGUCUAUCCACUUAAAAUAUGGACAAAGAAUUUGGUUUUAUUAUAUUUAAAUAAAAUAAUUUUUUUUUCAAAUUUGAAUGUAAUAUUAUGUAUAUAUAUGUAUCAAUCUUUUUUCUUGUAAUAUUUUUAAAAUAAACUAGUUGUGCAUGUGACGACAUAGGGUCAUUUUCUAGUUAACAUCCGGAAUACGAAUAAAAUAGAAAAAUAAACAAUAUAAAACAAUGUCCAAUUUGUCUUGUUCAACACCAUUAAUAGUUUUUUUGUUUUAUAUUAUUUUUUAAGUAAUAUAUUUAUUUAUUAAAUAUAUAUUAAUAAGUAUUAUAAUAUAUUAUUAGCUCAGUGAUUGAUGUCAUGUCAUCUACACAAAUUUUAUUGUGAUGGAUUUUAAGUUAAGAUUUGUUUAUUUCUGGUGUGAUAUUGUCUAAAUAUGAGUAUCAACUAUCAAUAAUAUUGCUAUUAUGCCUGAUUAAUUUUUCAACAUCUUUGAUCUAAAGUCACACCUUGCCACUGGUUUGUUUUAAAGUAUACUAUUUAGUAAUACAAUAUUUGCUUAAAUUGCUUAAUUAAUCAAAUGUGUACAUGUAUGUUAUAUAUUAAUUAUUUGUUGUGUAAUAACUAAAAAAGCAAAUGUUACAUUAGACCAUAGAUAAUUUAACUUUAAAAAUUAAAAUGUUUAUUUUUUCUAGUUAAUUGUACUAACUACUAUAUUAUAUUAUUAAUACUAUUUAACUACUUUCUGUAUACUAUAAGAAUUAUACAUUUUAAAAUUACAUAAUAUAAUUUAUGUAUAUUUCCAUCCUUUAAAAAUGGAGUUUUUGUAUAAAUUGAUUUAUUUAACUACUCAAUUAUAAGUAGAUUGUUACAAUUAUAUUCAAAACAAAUAGUAUAAUAUCACAUUCGCAUUUAUUUUCAAAUUGUAAUUUAUUUGUACAAACUACAAACCUACUAUGUGUAUGUAAAUAUAAAAAUAUAGUUAAUAUCAAUGGUUCACUUUUGCAGUGACAUAAUUAUUGAUCAUAUUAUCAUAAUCACUUGUUAAGUAACUAAAUUAUAAAUACUAUUAUGAUGUGUUAUUAUGCUUUUAGUUGAGUUUAGAGUAAAUUAAUUUAAAAGCGUGUUAAAGUUUAUUUGUAAGAUAACAAAAUAAUAAACAAAAAAAAAUAUA
Molecule: messenger RNA, 5504 nt
Organism: Rhopalosiphum padi (bird cherry-oat aphid)
Lineage: Eukaryota; Metazoa; Arthropoda; Insecta; Hemiptera; Aphididae
Product: mannosyl-oligosaccharide alpha-1,2-mannosidase IA-like
Exons: 8
Coding region: 365-2227 (620 amino acids)
Biological process (GO): carbohydrate metabolic process; N-glycan processing
Cellular component (GO): endoplasmic reticulum; Golgi membrane
Molecular function (GO): calcium ion binding; mannosyl-oligosaccharide 1,2-alpha-mannosidase activity
Source: RefSeq, a predicted model, not a curated record